AGCUCUUAAAGCACGGCAAUAUGGUUUCCUCUUUAAUUACAACUUCAUAUUUCUUUUUGUCAUUGUGCUUAAUUAUGACGCUCUCUUACACAUACAGUUUCUCCAACUCCUUUGUGAUUGUGUCCAUUCUUUGGUUGUUUAUUCCCAAUAGUAUUACUGAAGCUGCCUAUAUAUGUACUAAUGAAACUACAUACACUCCGAAUAGCACUUUUCAAUCUAAUCUCAAUCUCCUACUCUCUUCUCUUUCUUCCAAUGCAAACAGCAUUACUGGAUUUUAUAACACAACAGCUGGUCUUGAUGCCCCCGAUGUGGCUUAUGGCGUCUUUCUCUGUCGUGGCGAUAUUGCCGGUGCUAAUGGCUGUCAAGAUUGUGUGGCUCAUGCAGUGAAAGAAAUAGUCCAGCAGUAUUGCCCCAACCAGAAAAAGGCAUUUAUUUGGUACGAUGAGUGCAUGUUACGUUACGCCAACCAGUCUUUUUUCUCCGCCAUGGAGCAAUGGCCCUAUACGUAUUUGUGGAAUGCAAAUAAUAUCACAGAACGAGAUCGCUUUGAGCAAUUGCUGGGAGAAACUGUGGAUGAUUUGGUGACUCGUGCUUCAAAUGAUGAGUCUGGAAAUGUUACGAGGUUUGCAACUCAAAAAGUCAACUUCUCAGCUUUUCAGAAGAUAUAUAGCCUAGCGCAGUGCACACCAGAUAUAUCCGGAAGUGAUUGUAAUAGAUGCCUUCGACAGGCUAUAACUUAUUUUCCAAUUUGUUGUGAUGGAAAGCAAGGGGGGAGGGUUUUACUUCCCAGUUGUAAUAUAAGGUUCGAGGUGUACCCGUUUUACAGUUCCAUACCCACCGCUCCACCGCCUACACCAAUACUACUUUCUCCUCCUCCACCUGCUCCAACUCCUUUAACAAGUCCUAAAGGGAAAGGGAAGAUUUCGUCACAAACAAUUAUUGCCAUUGUUGCUUCAAUUGUGUCAGUGGUACUUCUCUCCGUAGGCUGCUGCUUCCUAGUUAGAAGAGCAAGGGAAUGGUAUUAUAAUAUAGAAGAAGAAAAUGUUGGGAAUGAAAUUACGACAGUAAAUUCCUUACAAUUUGAUUUGGGUACGAUUGAAGCUGCAACAAACAACUUCUCAUUCAAUUUGUGCACUUCCAUUCUUGAAUUUUUGAGUCAUAAGUAG
Molecule: messenger RNA, 1166 nt
Organism: Cornus florida
Lineage: Eukaryota; Viridiplantae; Streptophyta; Magnoliopsida; Cornales; Cornaceae
Product: cysteine-rich receptor-like protein kinase 25
Exons: 3
Coding region: 21-1166 (381 amino acids)
Source: RefSeq, a predicted model, not a curated record